Penicillium salamii is the source of this 1590-nucleotide messenger RNA. Lineage: Eukaryota; Fungi; Ascomycota; Eurotiomycetes; Eurotiales; Aspergillaceae. The record is from the annotation of a GenBank genome assembly.
AUGUCUCUUCUCUCUCUACCACCGGAACUGGCUUUUCUCAUUUCAAGCCAUUUGAAUUCGCCAAAAGACCUUCUCAGCUUCCUCCGGACUAGCCAAAAAUUCUACCAUCUCCUGACCAACGAGCUCUACCAAAAUAAUAUCCGCUCUGGUGGUGGAUCAGCCCUUUUGUGGUACGCCAGUCGCGGAGACGAACUGGGAGUGCGGAAUAUGCUACGUGCAGGUGCGAAUGUUAAUCUUCGAUCACCGAAUCGAGCACAGUCGACAGCUCUUCUGGAGGCUGUCAAUAACAAGCAUAUCGGCGUUGUACAAAUCCUGCUAGAGAAUGGGGCUUUGCCAGAUGUGGCCGAUGCCCGAUCUAGAAGACCCUUGGUUUUGGCGACAAAGGGUCCUAGCGACGUGGCGAUCACCAAGUUGCUCUUGGAACACGGUGCCAUGGUCGAUCCCGUUGUGUUUGAUAAGCAUGCUCCAUUACUGGAGGCUGUCCGGUCAAAUCAGGAGUCCAAAGUGGUAUUGCUUUUGAAGCAUGGGGCUGAUAUACACAUCUUGGACCGUCGAACUGGAAUGACCCUCGUGCACAUCGCUGCUUCUAAGAACGCCACCCCCGAAAUUAUAAAGAUUCUCAUAGCCUCUGGUAUUCAAAUGGAGUCCCAAGACAACAUGGGUAGAACGCCACUUCAAAUAGCAGCUGGCCAUUCAUGCACACGUGCUGUACGCCUGCUAUUGCACCUAGGCGCCAACCCGAACUUCAAAAACAUGCAUCAGUAUUGGAAAGGGUGGAGCGCUCUUUUCUACGUUGCAACAAAUCUCAGCAUUCCCGGAAAUGGCAGGAAAAGUAUUAUUCGAGCACUGGUCGUACAUGGGGCUGAGCUCGAUACCAGAAAUCAUGCCCAAAAGACGCCUCUACUCCAUGCCGUCUCUCAGAGCGCCAUAAAACAAUCGCAAGCUCUUGUGGAAUGUGGUGCCAGUAUUAUGGCUAGAGAUGCCCACGGAGAGACUGCCCUCCAUUUAGCUGCUUCGUCAUCGAGUUGGUGUUCCGGUAUGUUGGGCUGGCUUGUCGAUACCGGCGCGGAUGUAAAUUGGUCCGGCGGCAAGCAUGGUGAAACUCCAAUUUUCAAUGCUAUUAGGAAUUUUUAUACCCGACAAGGCAUGGAAUGUAUUCGAAACCUUCUGUCGCUUGGAGCCGAUGUUCACUCUCGAAACAUGGAUGGGCUGACGCCUCUGUCCCUGGCUGUGCACAUGGGAUCUAUUGAGUCAACAAAGGUUCUAUUGGAACAUGGAAGCUGUGCAAAUUCGAGAGACAAGAAUGGCCAAUCACCUCUGCAUUAUGCUGCUGAAGCAAGGAAUGCCCACAAGAUUGUCGAACUUCUCAUUCAAUACGGGGCCAAUGUGAACUCUCGGGAUAUGCUUGGAUUUACGCCACUGCAUAGGAUUGUCGCGAAAGAAGAGACGUGGACAGCAGCGGGCGAAUUGUUAAAGGCCGGGGCUGACCGAUACGCCAUAGCAGAUGAUGGAACGUUCCCUCAUGAGAUGGUUCCUGAUGGCCCUUGGGCAGAAACGAAACGCUCCCUGAUCCGUUUUUAUACGCCGUGA